Molecule: messenger RNA, 582 nt
Organism: Arachis ipaensis
Lineage: Eukaryota; Viridiplantae; Streptophyta; Magnoliopsida; Fabales; Fabaceae
Source: RefSeq, a predicted model, not a curated record
AUGGACUUUGUGGUACGGCCGCCAAAUCUUCUGGUUUAUUGCGAUCAUGGUAGUGGUGGAUCGAUUCAGCAAGCGGUGAGAACUAUUCCGGGAUAUGUGGCCAAGUCUUCUACUGUACAGGAUGUUGAUGCACUCUUGCGGGUGAGAGACAUCCUCAAUUUAGAGCUACUCCAUCAACUGCAGCAAGCCCAUGAGAGGAUGAAGAAACAGGCUAAUAAUCAUCGACAUGAGAAAUCCUUUGAGGUGGGGAAUUGGAUGCUUUUGAAGCUUCAGCCUUAUCGCCAAGGAUCGGUUGAAAUUAGGCAGAGUCAAAAGUUCAGUAAGAGAUUUUAUCGGCCUUAUAAAGUAGUGGCUAGAGUGGGUGUUGUUGCCUAUCAGUUAGAGCUACCCCCAGGAAGUGCCAUUCACCCUGUUUUUCAUGUGUCCGUGCUUAAGGAACUCAAGGGAGACACACCUACUCAAAUCUUAGAGGAGUUGUCGUUGACCCCCUCUUUUUCUCCCAUACCAGCUCGUAUUAUUGACAACAGAGUACUAAAGACAGUUAAUGACGCGAAAGGUCAUUGUAAAGGGGAGAGUGAUUGA